Molecule: messenger RNA, 612 nt
Organism: Closterium sp. Yama58-4
Lineage: Eukaryota; Viridiplantae; Streptophyta; Zygnematophyceae; Desmidiales; Closteriaceae
Source: the annotation of a GenBank genome assembly
AUGCCCAGUCACGUGAAUCACGCUAUGUUUGCCGUCGCUGCAGUCGUCGCCGUCGUUUCUCUCCUCUCAGCGAUUCCGUCGGCAGCAGCGGCAACUCCGCGUACUGGCGGCUGGUCUACCGUGAAAGACGCGGCAAACGAUCAGCACGUGGCGGAUCUGGCCAGCUUCGCCGUCGACGCGUACAACAAGAAGCAGCACACGCGGCUCAGGUUCAUCUCGGUUCUGAGUGCCAAGAGCCAGGUGGUCGCCGGCACCAAGUGGAGCAUCACUCUGCAAGCCGUCGCCCCAGCAGCAAACAAAGGGCGCAUUCGCAUCAACCCACCCCUUACCACUUUCGUGACCGAGGUUUUCGAGAAACCUACGGCAGCGGUAAAGCAGCCUACAGGGGUAGCACACCUGGCAGUAGAGCCGUUUGAGCCGGUUUUAAGACGGCCGGUGGUGGACGAUGGGCAGACGUCAGGCGUGGUGCAGCCAGCUGUGGGCGAUGAACAGCUGGCAGGGGUAGCACAGCUGGUGGGAGAGCAGCAGGUGGGCGGUGGGCAGACGUCGGCGGUGCAGCAGCAGCCGGCGUUGGUGGGUUCUCUCGAGCUGCGCUCCUUCAAGAAGAAAUGA